This is a messenger RNA of Durio zibethinus, 1074 nucleotides long. The record is from RefSeq and is a predicted model, not a curated record. Lineage: Eukaryota; Viridiplantae; Streptophyta; Magnoliopsida; Malvales; Malvaceae.
AUGUCUCCUCCAGUCAUAAACUUGCAGUUACAUCUUCCAAACCAACAAGUUGUGUAUUAUUGGGAAAAUCAAAAUUUACAAAAUGUGUUGUAUUGGGAUCAUGUGUCAAGAACAAUGUUGACAGAAUAUUUUGAAACAUGUGCUAAUGAAAGUAAUGCAAGAAAGUAUUUGUAUAGAGAAUUUCCUGAGCAUUAUGUGUGGAACAGACAAAAUCAAAUAUGGACAAAAAGACAAAACAAAACUGUGAUUGGCCGCAUAAAUAGUGCAAAUCCAAAAGAAGGUGAAAGAUUUUAUCUGAGACUUUUAUUGAAUCAUGUUAGAGGGCCUACUUCUUUUAAAGAUUUAUUAACAAUUGCUGGAAUAUGUUAUUUGUCAUUCAAAGAAGCAACAGAGAAAAGAGGUCUUUUGGAAUCAGAUGAAAGUAUCACAGAGUGUUUGAUUGAAGCAACAACAUAUCAAAUGCCAAAAGCACUUCGAAAAUUGUUUGCUAUAAUAUUAUACCAUUGUGAACCUACAAAUAAGGAUACGAUGAUGGGGCAUUUGAUUUUAUAUAAGUGGAAUAUCGUAUGGGGAACAAAACAAUUUGUGAUUAUGAUUUACCUUCUUUACAUAUUGAUCCGAUGGAAGGCAAAUGACCAAAUUGUACAAAUAAUAGAAGAAGAAUCAAUACAAAUUCAUCCUGAAGAUCAUGAUGCAGAAACAAAAUUAUAUCCUGAACAAGAGAAAGCAUUCAUAAUUAUAAUGGAAGGGAUUAAUUCAAGAAGAAGUGGAGCUUUUUUUAUUGAUGGACCUGGUGGUACAGGAAAAACAUUUCUUUAUCAAGCCUUACUUGCACAAGUAAGAUCAAGACAUAUGAUAGCAUUAGCUACAGCAACAUCUGGUGUAGCAGCUGCAACACUACCUGGGGGUCGAACAGCACAUUCACGAUUUGUUUUACCAUUAAAUCCUAAUGAAACAGAUUUUUGUGGUUUCUCAAAACAAGAUGGGACUGCAGAGUUGAAACGAAGGGCAUCCCUAAUCAUAUGGGAUGAAGCACCUAUGGCUAAAAGAUUUGCCAUUGAAACUGUUGAUUGA